Molecule: messenger RNA, 933 nt
Organism: Puccinia triticina
Lineage: Eukaryota; Fungi; Basidiomycota; Pucciniomycetes; Pucciniales; Pucciniaceae
Exons: 4
Coding region: 1-933 (310 amino acids)
Biological process (GO): maturation of LSU-rRNA from tricistronic rRNA transcript (SSU-rRNA, 5.8S rRNA, LSU-rRNA)
Cellular component (GO): nucleolus
Molecular function (GO): RNA binding
Source: RefSeq, a predicted model, not a curated record
AUGUCCAAGUUUUCCACCAAACCAUCUGGCCCAGUCACUAAGAAAACCAAAAAGGUAGUUAUAAGUGAAAUAGAACAACUAGCAAGCAAGCCUUCAAUCUCCUCACAACUUCCAGCGGUUCCAUUGAAGAGUGCACUGAAGAAGAAAGGGGUGCCCCAAAAGACGAACAGUAAGAAACUAGAAGAAGCGGAAGAAUCAGAAGAAGAACCUGCGAGGAGUCCUACUGGCGAGGAAGAUGUUUUGCAGCUGAAUGGCCUUGGCGAAGAAGAUUCGGAUGAUGACAGCUCUGACGAGGACGAUGAUUCAAGUGAGGACGAAUCCAAUCAAUCAUCCGACGACGAGUCGAACGCCCAUCCUAGCUCAACGGAUCAGUCUACACCAAAUCGUAAAUCUGACCGGAAAUCAGCACAAGAGCAGACUGGAGUGGUUUACCUUGGCAGGAUUCCACAGGGGUUUUAUGAAAACGAAAUGAGGGCUUACUUCACCCAAUUCGGCGAAGUACUUCGGCUGAGACUAUCGCGAUGCAAACGGACAGGCAAGCCGAAACACUACGCAUUUAUCGAGUUCAAGCACGUCGAAGUCGCUCAAAUCGUCGCCGAGACUAUCCACAAUUAUCUUCUCUGUGGAAAAUUGCUACAAUGUCAACUCCUCGAUAAAGAUCAAAUCCAUCCUAAAUUGUGGGUCGGUACCGGGAAGAAGUUCAUGAAGGAUUGCAAAUUAAGAUUAGACAGAGAAAAGCGCAAUCAGGUCAAAACAUUACCUCAGCAAACCGUUAUCUCCAACCGAUUGAUAGAGCGAGAAGAACUGAAGCGCAAACGAUUAGCCGACCUAGGCAUCGACUACGACUUCCCAGGCUACAAACCUCAAGCUGAGACGAAUCCAACCCCCGACGAAAAUCGCAAGAAAAACAAAAAAAGCAAGAAGAAAGUGUAA